AUGGAAGCCAGAAGGAGAUUCCCUUCGUCCAAGCCACCGCGGCCGGAGGAGGGCCUGCGGAACUGCCAUCCGGCGGCGGCUCCCGUUUCUGCAGUGAUCGCGAAGGAUCCGGCGCCGCCGCCGGCGGUGAAGGCCUCCGACGCACUCCCGCUCCCGAUCCGGCUCACCAACAAGUUCUUCUUCCCGCUGUUCUUCCUCGCGGCGUACUACCUGAUGACGCGGUGGCGGGAGAAGGUCCGGAUCGGGGCGCCCCUCCAUAUCCUCAACUUUCUGGAUAUGACGGCGAUUGUCGCGCUGGUUUCCUCGAUCCUGUAUCUGCUCAACUUCUUCGGCAUCGAGCUGAUCCAGCCGUUCCUCACCCCCCGCGGUGCGGAGGACGAUUUCAUCCCUGCCGACGCCCCGGAGGACUCCCAUUGCCCAUCAUUGUGCUCCGAGGCGGCGCCAACCCUCGCGCCGCCGCCGGCUCCGAAGAAGGCGGCCGCCCCUCUUCCUCCUCCCCCUGUCCCACAGGUCCUGACCGCUGACGACGAGGAGAUCGUGCUCGGCGUCCUGGAUGGCUCGAUCCCGUCGUACUCUCUCGAAUCGAAGCUGGGUGACUGCAGGCGUGCCGCCGGGGUUCGGAGGGAGGCCUUGAGGAGGAUGACGGGGAGGUCCCUGGAUGGUCUCCCCCUGGACGGCUUCGAUUAUGAUUCCAUCCUUGGGCAAUGCUGCGAGAUGCCGGUGGGAUACGUCACGCUACCUGUGGGAAUCGCUGGUCCGAUGCUACUAGACGGGAAGUUCUACCACGUUCCCAUGGCAACUACAGAGGGCUGCCUCGUGGCGAGCACCAACAGGGGGUUGAAGGCGAUUAGAGAUUCUGGAGGUGCGGAGAGCGUCAUCCUUCGGGACGGCAUGACCAGAGCCCCAGCGGUGAGAUUCGCCACCGCGAAGAGAGCGGCGGAGCUCCGGUUGUACCUGGAGGACGCCGUCAAUUUCGACACCCUUUCGGUGGUGUUCAGCAAGUGAGUCCCCUCUUCUCUGCUCCCCCUCCUCUUAUCGUUUCGAUUCCGGCACAAAAGCGUCUGUCGGUUUCCAUUUCCCCUAUUAUUUCCGAAUCCAUGCCUUGUGUUCCAUUUUCCCCUCCAAGAUCCGUGGACGAGCACAACCUCACAAUCUCCUUCGUCGACGCAUCUCCAGGUCCAGCAGAUUCGCCAGGCUCCAAGGGAUCCAGUGCGCAAUGGCGGGCAAGAACCUCUACAUGAGGUUCAGAUGCGCCACCGGCGAUGCGAUGGGCAUGAACAUGGUAUCCAAAGGCGUCCAGAACGUCUUGGACUUCCUUCAAAGCGACUUCCCCGACAUGGAGGUCAUCAGCAUUUCUGGUGAGUGUCCUUGUCCUUCUUCGUGCUCCUGGUCUCCGAUCACGCCUCUCAAUCCCCAUUUCUGGUGACAUUUCCCAAUUCCUUCAGCGUCUUUUGGAUCUAAAAACGCCAUCCUGGGCGUGAAGAACAGCAACACGUUUAGCCGUCGACGCAUCAACCCUCCUCCCUAGCAGCAUCAUCCAUGUUCAGAACUCGGUCUUCAUCCAUUUUGAAUUUUUUCAUCCGAAAGAACCCCAUGAAUAGGUUAGGCGGCAGCAACAGUUCAUCGAUGGCCCGCCUCCAAGUGCCCACUAUUAUAUCUGUCUUUUAGCUCAGAAUUACCUGUCAGGUCCUUAUUUUGAUAGCUUUUUGUCACUUUCGGAAGUGGGUCCAAAUCGCCACCUCGUGAUUUUCUCGCAGCGUAGAGUUCCCCGCUAAUGUAGUGCAGAAGCUCUGGUUGAGCUUCCGUUUUCGGUUCCCGACGAUCCGCGGAUUUUGCUUGACCACCCAAUUGAAUCCCCUCGUCCUAUUCUUCAGGCAAUUUCUGUUCCGACAAGAAGCCAGCUGCCGUGAACUGGAUCGAAGGGCGGGGGAAGUCAGUCGUCUGCGAAGCGAUCAUCAAGGAGGAAGUGGUCCUGAAGGUCCUUAAGACCACCGUCCCCGCCCUGGUGGAGCUGAACAUGCUCAAGAACCUCGCCGGCUCCGCCGUCGCCGGCGCCCUCGGCGGCUUCAACGCCCACGCCGCCAACAUCGUCUCCGCCGUCUUCAUCGCCACCGGCCAGGACCCCGCGCAGAACGUCGAGAGCUCCCACUGCAUCACCAUGAUGGAAGCCGUCAACGGCGGCAAGGACAUCCACGUCUCCGUCACCAUGCCCUCCAUCGAGGUAAACCCCUCCCUCUGUCUCUUUCUUCUGCACGCGCCAUGUCUGUCGUAAUGACGGACAGAAAGGGACGUGGGCAAUAAACGGCGGGUCGCUGUCAUUUUCCAGGUCGGCACGGUGGGCGGAGGCACUCAGCUCUCAGCGCAGGCGGCGCUGCUGGACCUGCUCGGCGUGAAGGGCGCCAACGCGGCGUCCCCCGGUGCCAACGCGCGGCUCCUGGCCACCGUCGUGGCUGGCGCCGUCCUCGGCGGGGAGCUCUCCCUCAUGUCGGCCCUCGCCUCCGGCCACCUCGUGAGGAGCCACAUGAAGUACAACAGGUCCAGCAAGGACGUCUCCAAGAUCUCUUCUUGA
Molecule: messenger RNA, 2569 nt
Organism: Spirodela intermedia
Lineage: Eukaryota; Viridiplantae; Streptophyta; Magnoliopsida; Alismatales; Araceae
Source: the annotation of a GenBank genome assembly